CAAAUUACUAAAUUAAACCUCAAGGAGUGGAUUCACUGGAGGAAGAUGAAGAAUGAACAAAUUGGUUGCCUUGGAAACGAGUUCUAAAGAAACCGUUAGAACCUUAGAACCGGUCUGAACAUUAGAUCAGCCCCAAUGUAAGAGAUCAUUAUCAUCAUCAUCAUCAUCAUCAUCAUCUUCAAUUCUCUUGCUCAUCAUCAUCAUCAUCAUCCUUGUUGACUCUUAUUCUAAAUUCACAUUAGAAUCAAAUUUUGUUUCAUCAUCACCCGAAUUUCAUCAUUACCCUGACCCUAAAUACUGAACAAUGUCCACUGAUUGAUGUUAAAUUGGUAAACUUUUCUCAACAAUAAUAAUGUCCUAUUUUCGUAUUAAUAUCAACAAUUUAUUUUCUGUGUUUAAUUUUCUAAUUUAACUUUUGGAUAAUUUAAAUUUCUGUCACUCUCUCUCUUUAUCAUUGUUUUUUUGUCAAUAAUAUAAUGAGAGAUGACGAUUUUGAAUCAACCAUCAAGGUUGUGCUUGUCGGCAAUGGAAUCGUGGGUAAAUCAUCGUUAAUUCAACGCUAUUGUAAUGGUAUUUUCACCAACGAGUACAAAAAAACUUUGGGUGUUGAUUUCUUGGAAAGAACUGUCAAAACUCAUGGUCAAGAAAUCAGAUUAAUGCUCUGGGACACUGCUGGUCAAGAGGAGUUUGAUGCUCUAACCAAAGCAUAUUACAGAGGUGCUCAAGCUUGUGUGAUUGUCUUUUCGACGACAGAUCGAGAAUCAUUUGAUUCAGUUCGAAAUUGGAAAAAAAAGGUCGAAUAUGAAUGUGGUUCUAUUCCGAUGGCCUUAGUACAGAAUAAAAUAGAUCUUAUGAAUCGAAGUAAAGUGUCAAGAGAUGAGGUUGAAUCGUUAGCUCGAUCGAUAAGAUUAAAAGUUUUUCGAACUUCGGUAAAAGAAAAUCUCAACGUGGAUUCAGUUUUUUCAUUCUUGGCAGAGGCUUAUGUUGACUCUGUAACGGAUAAUCAAGAUGAAAGGUCAGUCACGAAAUUGACCAAUCCUACCCAAAAAUCGGAUUUUAUAUCAAGUCCAAUAUUCAAAUUAGGAGGUAAUUCUGGUGCUAAAUAUCGUCGAAAACGUGUUGUUAAUAAUGUCCAUGUAACUACGAGUUCUAAUGUUCCCGUUAUCCAUCAUUUCCGUUAUAAGAAUCGAUUCCAUCUGAUUCCACCUCUUCGUCCAGCAAAUUCAACGAUUCUCCUUCACCAUCGUCGUUAUUAUCCACAAAUUCACCCUCGACAAUCAGAGAAAUUGAUAAAACCCAACGUGUUCAAAAGCUGUUGGCUUUUCUAAUUAACACAAUCAACAAACAACAAUUAAAUUGAUAAGAUAAAUUUGGAUAAACAUCAACAAUUAUUUUCCAAAAAAACUUUUUUUUCGCUUUCCGUUUGUAUUAAUAUUCUGAAUCUUUUUGUUUUCAACUCCUUUUCUCUUAUAUUCUACAUGUAAAUAUCUUUAGAUUAUCUUUAAUUUUCUUGUCACAAUUAAAUUAAAAGAUUAAUUAUUUUUUCUAUUCUCUAAUUGCAACUCUAAAC
Molecule: messenger RNA, 1570 nt
Organism: Panonychus citri (citrus red mite)
Lineage: Eukaryota; Metazoa; Arthropoda; Arachnida; Trombidiformes; Tetranychidae
Gene: Rab23
Product: ras-related protein Rab-23-like
Exons: 6
Coding region: 477-1328 (283 amino acids)
Molecular function (GO): GTPase activity; GTP binding
Source: RefSeq, a predicted model, not a curated record